This is a messenger RNA of Helicoverpa zea (corn earworm), 3448 nucleotides long. It is a transcript of the gene Ndf, whose product is annotated as putative oxidoreductase GLYR1 homolog. Gene Ontology annotation, molecular function: oxidoreductase activity, acting on the CH-OH group of donors, NAD or NADP as acceptor; NADP binding; NAD binding. The transcript has 12 exons. Bases 50 to 1636 code for a protein of 528 amino acids. The record is from RefSeq and is a predicted model, not a curated record. Lineage: Eukaryota; Metazoa; Arthropoda; Insecta; Lepidoptera; Noctuidae.
CUCUCUGGUUUAGUUCGUCGUGGAAAGUCGAACAGAGCAGACGUGUACGAUGUCCGAAAGCUUUAAACUUGGUGAUCUUGUGUGGGCCAAGAUGAAGGGGUUCAGCCCUUGGCCCGGCCGGGUAGCCAUCCCUACCCCGGAGCUCAAGCCUCCCAAGAAGGCGAUGAACGUCCAAUGCAUUUAUUUCUUCGGAACCAAUAACUAUGCUUGGAUCGAGGACAACAACAUCAAGCCUUACCAGGAGUAUAAGGAGCAGCUCAUCAAGUCCUGCAAGACGGCCGCCUUCAAGGAGGCUGUUAACCAGAUUGAGGAGUUCAUUGUCAACCCUGAGAAAUUCGGUGACCUCGACGAGCAUGCAGUCAACGCUGAGGAAGAGUUUGACAAACUGAAGGAUGUCAUGGAGGAAGAGGAGAAUCAGGAGGAGAAGCCAGCUGACGAGGAAGUGGCCGGCCCUGCUUCUGAGCCUACCACCUCUAAGAAGAAGAGCGCUACUCCUAAGAUACGUUUGGGCAUUUCAAAGGUCAAGCCUAUAAAACGGUCGUCGUCAGCCGGCACCAAGUCGACUCCUCGUAAGAAGAGUAAGGGCGUCUCGCGGUCUUACACGGACAUCGAGACGGCCAAUGAGAAGCCGUCGAUGCUGAACCACUCCUUCUCGAAGAAAUCCAGUCUGCUGCAUCGCCCGUCUAAUAUUCGACGCCCAGACACUCCACCGCUAGACCUGGAGAAUGUAUCAGAGACGCUGCUAGAGAAGAACAUCCAGGCUUCUCAGAUGAAGUUCGGCUUCCUCGGGCUGGGCAUCAUGGGCAGCGGCGUGGUGAAGAACCUUCUCAACUCAGGACAUAAGGUGGUCAUCUGGAACAGAACUGCCGCUAAGUGUAAAGACUUCGAGAAGGUGGGAGCCACGCUAGCGACGACACCCUGUGACGUGGUGGAAGAGGCUGACAUCACCUUCUCAUGUGUCGCAGACCCUCAAGCAGCUAAAGAGAUGGUGUUCGGUAACUGCGGCGUGCUGCACUGUCCCUCGCUGGAGUCCAAAGGCUAUGUGGAGAUGACGUCGAUAGACUCGGACACCUCACACGACAUCGUGGAAGCUAUUAGCGGGAAGGGAGGACGGUAUUUGGAAGCCCAGAUCCAAGGCUCAAAAACGCAAGCAGAAGAAGGCACGCUGAUAAUCCUCGCGGCCGGAGACAGAUCACUGUUCGACGACUGCCAGUCCUGCUUCAAGGCGAUGAGCAAGAACUCCUUUUACCUUGGUAGCGACAUCGGCAACGCGUCGAAGAUGAACUCGGUGCUGCAGGUGGUGGGCGGCGUGUCGCUGGCGGCGCUGGCGGAGGGGCUGGCGCUGGCCGACCGCGCCGGCCUCAACCAGGCCGACCUGCUCGACGUGCUGGCCCUCACGCCGCUCGCCUCGCCGCACCUCAUACUCAAGGGACGAGCAAUGAUAGAAUCGUCGUACUCAACCCACCAGCCUCUAAUGCACAUGCAGAAGGACCUCAAGCUAGCCCUAGGUCUUGGAGACACCCUGGAGCAAUCCCUUCCUCUCACAGCCACCACCAACGAGAUCUUCAAGCAUGCCAAGCGCCUCGGCUACGCGAACCAUGAUGUCGCCGCCGUAUACAUCCGCGCUAGGUUCUGAGCUCAGGACAACGGGACCUGCGAUUCUGUGACCUUAAUUACACAAAAUAAUGAAACAACACAGUAAUUUGUUACUCUAAAUCUGUCUAGUAGGAUAUUUGGCCAUUACUUCCGCAAUUCUUGGUGAGUUUGAAGUUUGACUGCGCGGGAGAAAUUUUAAAAACGUAACUGCGUCAGUAAAAUCAAACUUGCCAAGUAAUUUUAGAAGGUAGUGUAAUUAUUUCCAAGAUCUUACUGCAUGGAUGAUAAACUUUCAGAGUGGUUGGUGUCUCCUCAGACAUAGGUAUCUUCUACUUUCUGUGUUUGAAGUGACUUUUAUAAAAGAAUUUGGUAGGAGAUUGAGAAAGAAAGAAUGAAAAGAGUGGCAUGGGUAAUAUCUAUGCCAUGUUCGUAGGUUAGUAAAAAGGAAUGUUAUAUGGUGCCUACGGGUUUAUAUUUUAAAGCAAGUAUCUUUUUAUGAAACCAAAGGGUAUAUAAGUAACAAAUAAAAGAUAUUCCGUAAGUCACUUCAUUCAACUAUUCGAAUCUUAGGUCAUCGAACUAUUGACGAUACAAUAUUAUUUUAGUAUAUUCAGUUCAAAAAUAUUGAUUUGUUGCGUGAUUCGUGCAUUUAAAAAUCAAGGAAAUUCAGGGUAUGUUCGUUGAAAAUAUUCGAUGAUUAUUAUUUUAUUGCGUAAAUAAUUAUGUUUUUAUCAAAACCAAUAUGAAUUUUCAAAAUAUCGGCUCAAAAUUGCAAUCAAAAGAAAUAUUUGUAUAAAUCGAAUGACCAAUCUUGUCUCAUUAAUCGAAGUUCUAAAUAUAUUUUUAUGAAACUUGUAACGUAUUUUAAUCGCCAAGAAUUCUCAUUUCUGUCUGUGUGCAUAACAGUGAGAACGCGUGUCCAUGGUAAUGGACAAAAUGGGUAAUUUUAGAUAUAAAUAGUGGACUUUUAAAAGUAUUGUUUUUAAGCAGUGCUUGUAAAUAUAGCAUUUUAUUACAAAGUAGAGUAGCUUCCUCAUUUUAAAUUCGUCACAAAGUUGUGUAUAUUACUUCCAUUUAGUUGGACAUAAAGGCUUCGGCUGUGUCAUAUGCCUGCGCUUAAGCAUCCAUGAAACAUGACGAUAUUUAAAUGAAGGAGCUACUCCGUAUGUAUUUUAGCUACUCAUGUGACUUAAUGUGCAAAUGAUUUAAUCAAUAUAUGUAUCAAUGUCUAAUAUGAAAACGAGUAAAUAAGCUAUACUAUUAAACACAAGUUAAAUCAAUUUCAGUGUUGUAUUAGACAGUUUUAAAAUUACAUUAGCCAAUUUUGAAAUAUCUUGAAUGUUGUAAUACCUCAGGAUAAUUUGAUGAUGAUAAUUCAAUAUUAAUUAGUAAAUGUUCGCAGUCACAGAACCGUAAGCGUCCCAAAUAGAACAUUGAAUUAAUUUUAUUGUGGAAAUGUUAAUAUAAGACAAUCUAUUAGAUAAGUCACAAUGCAACGUCUGUUUACUUGAAUAAACGGUUUACACUAAUACCUUCUCAUUUUAUUGUAGUGUUGCAAGAAGAACGUCGUAAAUUAAGUAUUUUACUAUAGUGAAUUUUCGGAAAUAAUUUAAACCCUAUUUUUGACGAAUAUGAAUGUUUUUAACCUUGAAUCAUGUUUUGUAAUAGUUUAAUUUGAAGUCAAGUAUGCGGGGACGUUCCUCAAUAGUCUCGGUUUUAGUUUAAGAUUUAAUUGACGAGAAUCAUGUUGAGUUGUUAUCUCCCGAGUGGUGUAUGUUGCGUUAUAUUACGUAUUUCUCAAUUUAUUGUCAUCCUAUGAUAAGCUACAAUAAACUAUGAUUAAUAAAUAAUA